UUAGUGCCAGUACACUUUAUAAUCCCGAACAGACUGUAGAUCGGCUCAUAGUUUGAAAUAGACUGUAACUGGGAAUUUCCGCAGUUGCAAACAAACAUGGCGGACCUCCUAGCGAAACUCCAGGAUGAUAUAACUUGCUCUAUAUGUCAGGACUACUUCAGAACACCAAAACUUCUAGGCUGCCUCCAUCGGUACUGCCGGGAUUGCUUGCACAAGUAUAUUUUGUCUAAAGGAUCAAACGAUGGUGUCAGUUGCCCGACAUGUCGGCAAACCAGCAAACCUCUGACGGUCGGGGUAAGUACCCUCGCCCUGGGAGAAUGGGCUGACAGUUUCAAAACGGAUUUUCUUCUGGGAUCUUUGGUUGACAACAUAAAGAAAGAGAAGAAACACGGUGACGUCUGCACGAAGCACUCGGGUAACCCGGUUGUAUUGUUUUGCCGUGACUGCAGGAAGACGAUAUGUCAUGUUUGUGCAGGUGUGGAUCACCGCAGGUGUGACGGAGUUGUCCCCCUUAGACCAGAAGCCGAGAGAGAGAGGGCUCACAUUAAUCAGCGGCUCACGAAGAUGCGUACAGCAAAGACGAUAGCUGACCAGAACUACAACCACUCUCAACAUCAAAGUCUGAUGCUUAUGAUCGAAUUUGAAACCACUAAAGCUAAGGCCAAAAAGGAGUUCAAGAAAAUUCACGAUCUUGUAAACAAGCAAGAGAAAAUGUGUCUCAACAAUCUCAACAAGGAAUAUGAGAGCAGAUACCGUGAUGUUGCUAACACCAAACACAAGAAUAUACUGAACUCUGUAACCGAGAGUCUGAAAAAAGCUGAAAAAGCUGUAAAUGAAAGUUCAGACGUUGAGAUAUUGAACGAUGAAGACUCUAAGCGAUUCCCUUAUUUACCGGUGGUCAUCCCCAUUCGUAACAUGAAACGUCACAAUGAGUGUGCCUCGAUUAGUCAGUUCCAGACUGUCUUGAAGAAAGCCAAGAUCCAAGAUACAAUAGCUGUACUAGAAAGUGCUGUGUCAGCUGAAGGCGGUGAAGAGAGUACCACUGUUUAAAGGGACCUUUUCAGUGUGUUCAAUAUGGUUGUCUGUGUUGAAGUUCUACCGCAGAAUUGAAGAAACGUUCUGUGAAACAUGAGAGUUUAUUGUGUCAUUAUUUGUUUUUACUGACAUGGGUGUAUAAUUAAGGAACAGUUAUGCCUCAAGAUCCACAUUUUACCAAGAAAUUAUGUUUGGAAAUGAUUAUCGAAGCAAGAAGUUCACAGAAAGAAGAUGUUUUGUUAGUUCAGGAUGGACGUGACUGUGUGUGACUCAUGUUACUAUUGACAGUACAUAUUGCUUGACCUGUAUGUAUACAUGCUAGUUCUAAUCAAUAGGGUAUCAUUAAUCUGCAUGGUUGUUCAAACAUAUUUCACUUUCUCAAAUAUUCGAGUUCCUAGUAUGAUAGAUGGUAGAGGUAAAUGUAUAAUCUCGGGUGUCUCUGGAGGUUGGGUUGUUGAUUUGUUUGUACAUGUGUACAACGUGAUUCUUCUGCUUUCAUAAAGAGCAUGUUAUUUUGAGGUUGUCCUAAACUUUGCCAUAUAUGUGACAGUACCAUGUCAUCCUAUUGUCAUUAUUGUAUGUUCAUAGCUUAUUACACGUUCACUGUAGUAGACCAUUUAAUUGGCUGCAUGUUGAAUAUAUAAUGCUUUCAGGAUAUUUCCUUCACAGUGUUGCUGUAUUUGAUUAGGCUUUACUUUGAUAUAGAUGUUGAGUGCAUGGAUUACAAGUGUGAAAUACUUGUAGACUUGAAAUCACUCACAAGAAACUAAAUAAACAGGACGAGAGAUAUGUCUGCUCUUUUAUA
Haliotis rubra (blacklip abalone) is the source of this 1840-nucleotide messenger RNA. RefSeq names its product tripartite motif-containing protein 10-like. The coding region runs from base 97 to 1050 and encodes 317 amino acids. Gene Ontology annotation, cellular component: nucleoplasm; chromatin. NCBI's taxonomy places the organism in Eukaryota, Metazoa, Mollusca, Gastropoda, Lepetellida, Haliotidae. The transcript has a single exon. The record is from RefSeq and is a predicted model, not a curated record. Gene Ontology annotation, molecular function: zinc ion binding; ubiquitin-protein transferase activity. Gene Ontology annotation, biological process: positive regulation of DNA-templated transcription.